AUGUCUUCCGUGGAGCGGGGUUAGGCUCUAUGGGGAACUUCGGCGCUGUAGUGCUUGUAAGCUCGGGUCAAGCCAGCCCGGCAGGACCGGGUUCCGGCGGGUCCAGACGCAGCAUUGCCAUGCCGUCAUAGGCCGGCAUCCCUGUCGGCGGUUCGUAGCUUCGACUUUUGACGUUUGACUCAACCGCACCACAGAAAGAACAACACGGGGGCCUAACCCCGUUCAGUCACAAUGUGUUAUUCGAUAUAGUACGGGUAGUCGAGAAUGGCCGGUCCUUGUCUCCGACAUACCACUCUUUAAGCAGGUAUCUUUUCUUCCGCGGGUUCCAGCAUUUAGCUUCACCGAAGGAAAACAAGCGGGGACACACACAGAGCGAAAGACAUCCGACGUCGCAAUGUCUGAUGGCUCCCGCACGGCGCUUUCGAAGUCGACCUUCCACUUCGCCGCGGGGCUCGGUUCCGGAGUGCUCUCGGCCGUCCUUCUCCAACCCAUCGACCUCCUCAAGACCCGCGUCCAACAAUCUGGCGCCCACUCCCUAGCGGCCGCCAUCGCCGACAUCCGCGCAGCCCCGCGCCUCCUGCCCGCCCUCUGGCGCGGCGCCGUCCCCUCGGCCCUCCGCACCGGCUUCGGCUCAGCCAUCUACUUCACCUCGCUCAACGCAAUCCGCCAAAGCGCAGCCCGCAUCACCCCCUCUUCAGGCGGAAAGAACAAUGCCUCCUCCUCCUCCUCCUCCUCCCUCCCUAAGCUCUCCAACACUAGCAACCUGCUAGCCGGCGCCACGGCUCGGUCCUUCGCAGGGCUCAUCCUCAUGCCGCUGACCGUGCUGAAGGUGCGGUACGAGAGCACACUCUACCGCUACACUUCCCUGGCGUCCGCAGCGCGGGACAUUGCCGCCAAGGAAGGGCUGCGCGGCUUUUUCGCCGGGUAUGGCGCGACGGCAAUCCGCGAUGCGCCCUACGCGGGGCUGUACGUGCUGUUCUACGAGCAGAGCAAGAAGAGGCUGGGCGCUCUGUUCCCUGCCUCUCCACCACCACCAUCACCAUCACCACCAUCAUCAUCACCAUCAUCGCUCGGGCAUUCCGGACGACGAGGAGGAGGAGGAGGGGGAGCAGAAGAGGGUGGAGGGAGGAUGGCGCUCUCCCACGCCGCAUGCAUCAACUUUGCGUCGGGCGUGUUCUCGGGCGUGGUCUGCAGCGUGAUCUCGAACCCGUUCGACGCGGUCAAGACGCGCAUCCAGCUGCAGCCCGAACAGUACCGGAACAUGGUGCAGGGCGCGAGGCGGAUGGUUGGCGAGGAAGGGUUCAGGGCGCUGUGGGAUGGGCUAGCGCUGCGUAUGAGCCGCAAAGCGGUCAGCUCCGCGCUGGCAUGGACCGUCUACGAGGAAUUAAUAAGGCGGGCCGAGGGGAGUUGGAGCGGAGGCCAGGUCAAGGCGAGGAAUACUCUAUGA
Messenger RNA from Chaetomium strumarium, 1447 nucleotides. Its product is annotated as solute carrier family 25 member 38. Lineage: Eukaryota; Fungi; Ascomycota; Sordariomycetes; Sordariales; Chaetomiaceae. The record is from RefSeq and is a predicted model, not a curated record. Bases 395 to 1447 code for a protein of 350 amino acids. Gene Ontology annotation, molecular function: glycine transmembrane transporter activity. Gene Ontology annotation, cellular component: mitochondrion; mitochondrial inner membrane. Gene Ontology annotation, biological process: glycine import into mitochondrion. The transcript has 2 exons.